This is a messenger RNA of Perognathus longimembris pacificus (Pacific pocket mouse), 4895 nucleotides long. RefSeq names its product ATP binding cassette subfamily C member 2 (gene Abcc2). Gene Ontology annotation, cellular component: apical plasma membrane. Gene Ontology annotation, biological process: transmembrane transport. The record is from RefSeq and is a predicted model, not a curated record. Bases 125 to 4756 code for a protein of 1543 amino acids. The transcript is spliced from 32 exons. Gene Ontology annotation, molecular function: ABC-type transporter activity; ATP binding; ATP hydrolysis activity. Lineage: Eukaryota; Metazoa; Chordata; Mammalia; Rodentia; Heteromyidae.
AAGUGGAACAUCAGAAUGAGAAGAACACAUUAGUAGCUACAAUCCACCUUCUUGAAGGAAAAGAGUACUGAAGAAAGAACACAGCCAUAGAAGUCUUCAGUGAAGAAGUUCUCCAAGAAUCAUUAUGGAGAACUUCUGCAACUCUACUUUUUGGAAUUCCUCAUACCUGAAUACCCCAGAGGCAGACCUGCCACUUUGUUUUGAACAAACUGUUUUGGUGUGGAUUCCACUGGGUUUUCUUUGGCUCCUGGCACCUUGGCAACUUUUCCAUGUAUAUAGAUCCAGAACGAAGAGAUCUUCUAUAACUAAAUUCUACCUUGCUAAGCAGGUACUUGUUGGGUCUCUUCUUAUACUAGCAGCAAUAGAGCUGGCCUUUGUACUCACAGAAGACUCUGGACAAGCCACCAUCCCUCCUGUUAGAUAUACCAAUCCAAUUCUCUACCUGUGCACAUGGCUCCUGGUUUUGCUAGUCCAACACCUCAGGCAGUCAUGCAUACAGAAGAAUUCUUGGUAUUUGUCGCUUUUCUGGAUUCUUUCAGUACUCUGUGGAACUUUCCAAUUUCAGACAAUGCUCCGAGCACUCAUACAGGACAGCAAGUCUAAUAUGGUCUAUUCCUGCCUAUACUUUGUGUCCUAUGGAUUCCAGAUCCUGAUCCUGAUCCUUUCAGCCUUUUCAGAAUCAAGUGAUUCAUCACAUAAUCCUUCAUCCACGGCUUCAUUUCUGAGUAGCAUUGCCUUUAGUUGGUAUGACAGCAUGGUUCUGAAAGGUUACAAGAAAUCUUUGACACUUGAAGAUGUCUGGGAUGUUGAUGAAGAUACUAAAACCACGUCACUAAUGAGAAGGUUUGAAGUAUUCAUGACAAGAGAACUACAGAAGGCCAAGCGAGCCCUCCAAAGGCGGCAGCAGAAGAAUUCCCGGCAGAAAUCUCGAGCCACUCUACCUGGCUUAGACAAGAACCAGAGUCAAAGCCAAGAUGUCCUUGUCCUGGAAGAAGCUAAAAAGAAAAGAAAGAAGUCUGAAACCACUAAAGACUUUCCCAAGUCCUGGCUUGUAAAGGCCCUCUUCAAAACUUUCUACGCUGUGCUCCUGAAAUCAUUCAUAACAAAACUAGUGCAUGAUAUCCUCUUGUUUCUGAGUCCUCAGCUGCUAAAAUUUCUCAUCGCCUUUGUAAGUGACAAAGACACAUAUCCAUGGGUUGGAUAUCUUUGUGCGAUCCUCUUGUUUGCUGUGACUCUCGUUCAAUCUUUCUGCCUUCAGUAUUAUUUUCAAAUGUGUUUCAUGCUGGGAAUGAGUGUACGGACAACCAUCAUGGCUUCUGUAUACAAGAAGACACUGACCCUAUCCAACUUGGCCAGGAAACAGUAUACGGUGGGAGAAACAGUGAACCUGAUGUCUGUGGAUGCCCAGAAGCUCAUGGAUGUGACCAGUUUCAUACACUUGGUGUGGUCAAGUGCUUUGCAGAUUUGUUUAUCCAUCUUCUUUCUGUGGAGAGAGUUGGGACCUUCUGUCUUCGCGGGUGUUGGGGUGAUGAUUCUCCUUGUCCCAGUUAAUGGAAUACUGGCUACCAAGAGCAGAAAUAUUCAGGCCAAAAAUAUGAAGAAUAAAGACAAACGUUUAAAGAUCAUGAACGAGAUACUCAGUGGAAUCAAGAUCCUGAAAUACUUUGCUUGGGAACCUUCAUUCAAAGACCAGGUUUCCAACAUUCGGACAAAAGAACUCAAAAACCUGCUGUCCUUUGGUCAGCUACAGACUAUCAUGAUAUUCCUCUUACAGUUGGCUCCGAUCCUGGUGUGUGUGGUCACAUUCUCUGUCUAUGUUCUGGUGGAUAGCAACAAUAUUUUGGAUGCAGAAAAAGCCUUCACCUCCAUCACCCUCUUUAAUAUCCUGCGCUUUCCCCUGACGAUGCUUCCCAUGGUGAUCUCUGCCAUGCUUCAGGCCAGUGUUUCAGUAGAACGACUAGAGAAGUACUUUGGGGGAGAUGACUUGGAUACAUCUGCCAUUCGACAUGUCUCCAAUUUUGACAAAGCCGUACAGUUUUCAGACGCCUCCUUUACCUGGGACCGAAGCUUGGAAACCACAAUCCGAGAUGUGAACCUGGACAUCAUGCCUGGCCAGUUGGUGGCUGUGGUGGGCACUGUGGGCUCUGGGAAAUCCUCCUUGAUGUCAGCCAUGCUGGGAGAAAUGGAGCAUAUCCAUGGGCAUAUCACUAUCAAAGGCACUAUGGCCUAUGUCCCUCAGCAGUCCUGGAUUCAGAACGGCACCAUAAAGGACAACAUCCUUUUUGGAUCCGAAUUCAAAGAAGAAAGAUACAAGCAAAUUCUGGAGGCCUGUGCUCUUCUCCCAGACUUGGAAAUACUGCCUGGAGGAGACAAGGCUGAAAUUGGAGAGAAGGGUAUAAAUCUCAGUGGGGGUCAGAAGCAACGGAUCAGCCUCGCCAGAGCUGUCUAUCAAAAUUCAGACAUCUACAUUCUAGAUGAUCCUCUGUCAGCUGUGGAUGCUCACGUAGGAAAACAUAUUUUCCAAAAGGUCUUGGGUCCCAAUGGCCUUUUGCAUGGCAAGACUCGGCUCCUGGUUACACAUAGCAUUCACUUUCUUCCCCAAGUGGAUGAGAUUGUGGUUGUAGGAAAUGGCACCAUCUUGGAAAAAGGAUCUUAUAACACUCUGCUGGCCAAUAAAGGAGUAUUUGCUAAGAAUCAGAAGCUUUUCAUGAAACAUUUGAGUCCUGAAGAAGAGGCCACAGUCAAUGACAGUGAGGAAGAAGACAAUGAUGAUGGGCUGAUACCCAGUAUGGAGGAGCUCCCUGAGGAUGCCGCCUCCUUGACCAUGAAAAGAGAGAACAGCCUUCAUCGAACCAUGAGCCGCAGCUCUAGGUCCAGUAGCAGGCGCCUGAAGUCCCUGAAAGACUCCUUGAAAACACGGAAGGCAAAUGGUCCACAGGAGAAGGAAGAAGUAGUGAAAGGACAGAAACUAAUUCAAAAGGAGUUCAUGGAAACUGGAAAGGUGAAGUUCUCCAUCUACCUGAAAUACCUGCAAGCAAUAGGAUCAUGUUCCAUAGUCCUCAUCAUCCUUAUCUAUGUGAUGAAUUCUGUGGCUUUUAUUGGAUCCAAUCUGUGGCUCAGUGCGUGGACUGGUGACUCUGAAACCUUCAAUAGCACCACCUAUCCAUCCUCUCGGAGGGACCUAAGAAUUGGCGUCUAUGCUGCACUGGGAAUAGCACAAGGUCUCAGUGUGCUUGGUGCAAGUAUCUUAAGUGUGUACCGUUGCACCCAUGCGUCAAAAACUUUGCAUGGACAGCUGCUAAGCAAUGUCCUCCGAGCACCCAUGAGUUUCUUUGACACAACACCCACAGGCCGGAUUGUGAACAGGUUUGCUGGUGAUAUUUCCACUGUGGAUGACACCCUCCCUCAGAACAUGCGCAGCUGGACUCUAUGCUUUCUGGGGAUAAUCAGCACCCUUGUCAUGAUCUGCAUGGCCACCCCUGUCUUCGCCAUCAUCAUCAUUCCUCUUGGCAUUAUUUAUGUGUCUGUUCAAGUGUUUUACGUGUCUACUUCUCGCCAGCUGAGACGUUUGGACUCUGUCACCAGGUCCCCACUCUACUCUCACUUCAGUGAGACCGUAUCGGGUUUGCCUGUUAUCCGUGCCUUUGAGCACCAGCAGCGAUUUCUUGCACACAGUGAGAUGAGUAUUGACACCAACCAGAAAUGUGUGUUUUCUUGGAUCAUCGCCAACAGGUGGCUUGCAGUUCGCCUGGAGUUUGUUGGGAAUAUGAUUGUCUUCUGCGCAGGCUUGCUGCUGGUUAUAUAUAAAAGUACCCUAAAGGGAGACACCGUGGGCUUUGUUCUAUCCAAUGCCCUCAAUAUCACACAAACCCUCAACUGGCUAGUGAGGAUGACAUCUGAAAUAGAGACCAACAUCGUUGCUGUUGAACGAAUAACUGAGUACAUUAAUGUGGAAAAUGAGGCACCCUGGGUGACCGAUAUGAGGCCUCCACCAGACUGGCCCAGCAAAGGUGAAAUCCAGUUUACUAACUACCAAGUGCGAUACCGGCCUGAGUUGGAUCUGGUGCUGAAAGGAAUCACUUGUGCCAUCAAGAGCACAGAGAAGGUUGGUGUGGUGGGCAGGACCGGAGCUGGGAAGUCAUCCCUUACAAACUGCCUCUUCAGAAUCUUGGAGGCUGCAGGGGGCCAAAUCACCAUUGAUGGCAUUGAUAUUGCUUCCCUUGGACUCCAUGACCUUCGAGGGAAACUGACCAUCAUCCCUCAGGACCCCAUCCUGUUCUCUGGAAGCCUGAGGAUGAAUCUAGACCCUUUCAACACCUACUCAGAUGAAGAGAUUUGGAAGGUCCUGGAGUUGGCUCAUCUCAAAUCCUUUGUAGCUGGACUGACCCUUGGGUUGUCCCAUGAAGUGGCAGAGGGAGGUGACAAUCUGAGUAUAGGACAGAGGCAGCUCCUGUGCCUGGGCAGGGCUCUGCUUCGGAAAUCCAAGAUUUUGAUCCUGGAUGAGGCCACGGCUGCAGUGGACCUCGAGACAGAUCAGCUCAUUCAGACGACCAUCCAGAAUGAGUUCUCCCAGUGCACCGUCCUCACCAUCGCUCACAGGCUCCACACCAUCAUGGACAGUGACAAGAUAAUGGUCCUAGACAAUGGGAAGAUUGUACAAUAUGGCAGCCCUGAAGAGCUAUUGGCAGACCCUGGCCCCUUUUAUUUUAUGGCCAAGGAAGCUGGUAUUGAAAACGUGACUGACACAGCACUCUAGCAACAAAUCCUGGUUUGAGAAUGACUAUAAGGACCAUUCCUUGUUUAUUUGUGUGUCUAUGUGUGUGUCUAUGUAUGUGUGUAUUAUACAGACAAAAUUAUAUAAAAUUUACUUUUGGGGGAAAAUGGGUCUCAUUGUA